AUGACAGACUCACCCGCGGCAACCCAACGGGAUUCACGCAAAUCUGCGUCUCUCCACUCCAAACAUCAGGAUGCCUCUUCCGAGCAGACGUUACAGGACAUUGAGCAACCGUCCUCGCUGGACGCUGAAAAGGACCGCGCCUUGCCACCCGAUGGCGGCUACGGAUGGGUCUGCGUAGUCUGCAAUGCGUGCAUCAAUGCGCAUACUUGGGGCAUCAACAGUGCGUACGGCGUAUUUCUAGGAUACUACUUGUCCAGUAAUGCAUUUCCGGGCACGUCCGCCCUAGCAUAUGCCUUCGUCGGUGGGCUAUCGAUUUCGCAAGCCAUGCUUAUUGCUCCUCUCGCCACAUAUGUCGUCCAUCGCUUUGGCACAAGGGCCUCUCUGAACACCGGCAUCUUUUUCGAAACAUUGGCCUUGAUAGGAGCAUCAUUCGCCACCAAACUAUGGCAUUUAAUUUUGUCCCAAGGUGUAUGCUUCGGAUGGGGCAUGGGCUUCCUCUUCACCGCCUCAGUCGGCAUCCUUCCUCAAUGGUUCCUGAAGCGCCGCAGCCUGGCCAACUCUCUCUCUGCAGCAGGUUCAGGUCUCGGCGCCCUGAUCUACUCCCUCGCCGCCGGCCGAGCUAUUCAAACCGUGGGCUUGCCCUGGACCUUCCGCAUCCUCGCAAUUUGCACGUUCAGCGUCAACAUCAUCGCGUGCAAUCUCCUCCGCGACCGCAACAAGCUCAUUGGCACCCGCAAUCGCGCUUUCGACUUGAGCAUCCUAAGACGUCCCGAGUUCCUCCUCGUGCAAGCGUGGGGGUGCUUCUCCAUGCUCGGCUACGUUGUUAUUGUGUUCUCCAUCCCAGCUUAUGCCCGCUCAAUCGGCCUCAGCGAGUCGCAAGGCUACAUACUGAACGCCAUCGUCAGUCUAGGGCAAAUGCUCGGCCGCCCAAUCAUCGGUCUGACAUCCGACCGCUACGGACGGAUCAAUCUCGCCUGCCUGUACUCUCUCUGCUCCGGCCUCGCCAUAUUCGCGUUCUGGAUUCCCACCGAGGCGGCCCCUUCUCCUUACGGCCUUCUCAUCUUCUACUCCAUCGUUGGCGGUGGCCUAGCCGGUACUUUUUGGACGACCAUCGCGCCCGUCUCCACCGAAGUCGUUGGCUUGAAAGACCUUCCUGGCGCGCUGUCUCUGACUUGGCUACUCCUGGUGCCGCCAACCACAGUAUCCCAGCCCAUCGCGCUUGAGCUGCGGAGCCUGAACCAGCAGCAUUGGGUCUACCUGCAUCCACAAAUAUUCACCGGGUUCAUGUACGUCGCUGGCGCUAUGUGUCUGUGGGUGCUCAGAGGAUGGAAGAUCGGGCAGGUCGAGGAGGUUGAGCGACGAGUCCUCGCCGCCAAACGCAGAAGUGUCAGGACGGCGUUGGUGGAGAAGCAGGAGGAGAAGGCGCAGGAUGAGCUCGCGGGCAAGGAGUUGCAGGGCGGUGAAUUGCUUCCAGAUGGUGGUGGUAACGAAGACGCCAUCGAGACAGCAGCGAGCAGCAGACAUCAGCGCAAUCCAGCUGCUGGAGCAGAUGAGGCAACAGCCAAGCCGGACACCGAAGCAGCAGAAGCAGAAAAGGUCGAUAUAACACCCGCCGUCAUCGAGCGUAUUGGCACGCAAGAAGACGUGCGUGACGCGAGCUGGAGAUGGCGAGAUCUCCUGAGACGGAUGUGUAAAUUGCAGAAGGUCUGA
This is a messenger RNA of Cyphellophora attinorum, 1710 nucleotides long. RefSeq names its product putative transporter MCH2. Gene Ontology annotation, biological process: transmembrane transport. NCBI's taxonomy places the organism in Eukaryota, Fungi, Ascomycota, Eurotiomycetes, Chaetothyriales, Cyphellophoraceae. The transcript has a single exon. The record is from RefSeq and is a predicted model, not a curated record. Bases 1 to 1710 code for a protein of 569 amino acids. Gene Ontology annotation, molecular function: transmembrane transporter activity.